AUGUCUUUAUCACUUCGAACAUGUGAACCGUUAGCUGCUUGAUUGUGCCCAUGAAGAGAAGAGUGGUGCUGCACUUGCACUGGGGCCAUAGGCCGUGGUUUUGAUGACGAACCACUACCACUGCCAGAUGAUCCAACUGACGAAUGCGGGAAAGAAGACGAUGAUUCGUGGCGGGGCCUCUUUUCGACAGGAGGGUGUAAACCGCUGGACUGUCCACUACUUGCCAUUCGUUCAUGUUCCCGUUUCCGUCGUUCUUCUUCUUUACGCCGUUCCCUAUCUUCUGGCCGCUCUGAAUGACCAUGACGCUGUUCUCUUUCCUCACGUCGCCGCCGCUCUUUUUCUCUCCUACGCUCCUCUUCUCUUCUGCUUUGAUCAUCUCUAGACUUCUGACCAUUCUCGUGCACUGAAACAGCUGGUGACGGAGUCACAGGUUCCUGUCCAGGUAAUGCAAGAGUUGGCAUCGAGAGAUCUGGUCUAGCCUGUGAUGUAUCUGGGAUAAAGCUUCGUCUUGGAGGUGCACGAUCAGCAGCAGAACGAUCACUGGGAGCAAGCGAUUUCGUCCGCUCCUUGUACUCAGACAGAUCGACUUUUUUAUGGAAUGUCGGAGGAGGUGGAGGUGGCGGCAAAAUUUCCUUUUCCUCAGCUCCACGGGAUGGAUUCGGGCUGGGUGUCGAUGGUUUCACGAUGCCUUUCGCGACAAAACGGGUGAGAGCCAGCCAUUCUCGGCACGAUUUGUAAAUACUCGCAAAUUCUUGAGACAUCUCAUUAAGGAGAUCCUGA
Haemonchus placei is the source of this 780-nucleotide messenger RNA. NCBI's taxonomy places the organism in Eukaryota, Metazoa, Nematoda, Chromadorea, Rhabditida, Trichostrongylidae. The record is from the annotation of a GenBank genome assembly.